GAUAAGAACCCUCGCCUGAGACAGUUGUAUGUUUUGGCUCCAUUCGGUAUCAACGGAAAUUCGAUUAAAAAAUGUGUGUGUUAAAAGUGCUCUUUGUGGCACUCGCGAGUGUUUUCAUAAUAUCUGCCACUAGUAUAAGGUUCGAUUCCGCUCCAGUUGUAAGCAAAUUGGCUUCUGCAAAUCACGCCCCGUCACUAUCAUCACAUAGUGCACCACAAAUUAAUAAUAUAAGCAUAGCUGAGGAUGAGUUUAUUCUGAAUGGCAAACCGCUGCACAUUAAAUCGGGCUCGCUGCACUAUUUUCGUGUGCCGGCCGAGUACUGGGCAGAUCGGCUGCGAAAAUUUAAAGCCGCGGGGCUGAACACCGUGUCCACGUAUGUGGAGUGGAGCUAUCACGAACCAGAGGAGCGGCAAUACUCCUUCUCAGGCGAUCGUGACGUUGCGCAGUUUGUACGAGCCGCCGCUAAAGAGGGACUCUACGUGCUCCUGCGGCCAGGGCCCUACAUCUGCGCUGAAAGGGACCUCGGUGGGCUCCCUUACUGGCUUCUUGGCAAAUACCCUAAUAUAAAACUACGAUCAGCCGACGAAGAUUUCGUAGAGGAAACAAGAAUAUGGAUGGCAAAACUAUUCGAACAUAUGAGUCCUCUUUUGUUCGGAAAUGGAGGACCCAUUAUAUUAGUACAGGUAGAAAACGAAUACGGUGUUUACGGUAGCGACAUGGUAUACAAAGAGCAGAUUCGAGAUAUAAUCAGCGAGCAUGUCGGUGCCAAAGCGCUUCUUUACACAGCUGAUUUCGUAGAUUUCGACUCUAUCCGAAAUGGUGCGGUUCCUGGAGCACUUGCUACUAUCAAUUUUGGAACAAAUUCAAAUGUGCAAACGGUAUUCGAACCACUGCGGCAGUACAUGCCUGAAGGUCCACUUAUGAACUCUGAAUUUUACCCUGGUUGGUUUACGCACUGGACUGAGAGCGCCCAAGGGCAAGAGAUCGCUCCCGUGAUCAGAACACUGACUGAUAUGAUGAACAAUAAAAUAAACUUCAAUUUUUAUGUGUUCUUCGGUGGGACCAAUUUUGAAUUUACCGCAGGUGCUAACGACGACAGUUUACAGAAAUACCUGCCGGAUAUAACAUCUUAUGAUUACGACGCACCGCUCACUGAAGCUGGCGACCCCACAUUAAAAUAUUAUGCUAUUAAGGAUGUACUGGGUCAGUUCAAUUCAGACGUCAAUGAAGACCAAAUUCCGACAGAAUCUCCAAAAGGAAAUUACGGAAAUGUAGUACUCAGAAGAAAAGUCAGUCUACUAUCUCCAGAAGGAAGAUCGCAAUUGGGAAAGAAAUAUUCUGAUGUCACAGGAUCAACGCUGCCGACAUUUGAGGAGUUACGUCAGCGUGCCGGUCUUAUGUUGUAUGAAACCACGAUUCAUGAUACAAACGGUAUACUGGAAAUAAAAAUGCCCAGGGAUCGUAUUUAUGUCUUCGUUGAUGAAGUGUACGCUGGAUUAAUAAGCCGAAUGACGAACAAACACAGUUUGUCAUUGGAAACAAAACCUGACUCCGUUCUGUCUUUGCUGGUGGAGAAUCAGGGACGAGUCAAUUUUGGGCAAUACUUGCACGAUUAUAAGGGUAUUUUAGGCACCGUAGAGUUUAAUGGAAAAAGUUUAAGUGGCAAAUGGUCUGUUACCGGAUAUCCACUGGAGCAAAUAGAUAAUAUUUCGGGUACGGAUCUUCAAAAUAGCGAUUAUGGUCCGGUGUUAUAUGAAGGAGAGCUUAUACUACCUGAAGGACAACAACCUCUCGACACAUUUCUGGACACUGGUGGUUGGGGAAAGGGAUAUAUCUGGGUGAACGGGCACAAUCUGGGUCGGUACUGGCCGUCGGCAGGUCCGCAGAUUACGAUGUAUGUGCCGGGAGUCUGGCUGCAUGCUGCGCCGUCGCAAAACAAAAUAAUUUUGCUAGAAUUAGAACAACCGCUAGGAGAUCUCACUAUAGAUUUCAUUAACUAUCCUAAGUUAGCCGGAGAAAAUUAAAACAAGCUAAUAAAUAAUAAACUGUUAAACAGACACUUGAUAAUACUUUGAUGAAAGCAGGUGUAGAGUAGUAAAUAUAAUAAACACUAAAAUAAGUAGUAAGUAUAAACUAUAUGUAGCAUCGAGAUAACCGCGAAAUGAAAUAGUACGUGAUAAAAUAGUAAAUCCUUGUACUGUCUCGAUAGACACGUUCGGGAUGAGAAUAGAUGUAGGAAGUGAA
Molecule: messenger RNA, 2244 nt
Organism: Hyposmocoma kahamanoa
Lineage: Eukaryota; Metazoa; Arthropoda; Insecta; Lepidoptera; Cosmopterigidae
Product: beta-galactosidase-like
Exons: 12
Coding region: 72-2024 (650 amino acids)
Biological process (GO): carbohydrate metabolic process
Cellular component (GO): vacuole
Molecular function (GO): beta-galactosidase activity
Source: RefSeq, a predicted model, not a curated record